AAGUUUGAUGCUUUGUUCCCACUUCCCGACAGACAUAGACCCUGAAUCGGAUACGAGGACAAUCAACUCUUGGAUAUGAUCCAUGUUGAUGACACCGGAAAAAAAAAAGACAAUGAUUAUACACUGAAAACUGGUAUUUGAUCGAUAAAUUAUUAUUAUUAUUAUGAUGAUUAAUGUGAAUCCAUUUAUUAGUUACUUCGAGAGGCGAGGGACUCCCUGUCUCUCUCUCGGUGCAUAUAAAAGGUACUCUGAUUUUGAUAAUCGUUUUAGUUUCUUCCUGAAUCGGUGGGAUUUUAGAUUCGAUUCCUUGCUUCUUCCGUUUUCUGGGUUUGUGUUCUUUCUGAAUUGUCGCCGAUUUCAUUUUCGCAUGUAAAUUAGAACCAAAUUAGGUCGUAUGAGACGUAGGUUGAAAACCCUAGAGCCUUUUUCAGCGACUGAGGGGUUCGUCUAUUGCGGGAGAUGCCCUGAUCGUACGGAGUUAGACAUUUCUAGGGUUUUCUUUAGUUCUUUGACUAUUUUCUGUUUUCGCUUGCUUCUGUAUGGGUUUGUUCGUCUUUACAUCGGGCAAUGUCGCGUUUUUUUGUUCAAUUCUGUCUAUGAUUUGGGCUUUGAUUUCGGAUGUGUUAUACCUCUGUCGGUUAAUUCGUCGCUCGACUGUUCAUCAUUGAGUCAAAAGUUUACUCCUUUGCUCGUUAAUUUUCUCAGAGGGUAGUAGAUUUACUACUUUCAAGUCACAGAAGUUUCGUGUUUUCCAUUGAAACUGUGAACUAUAUAGUCUGGGUUGUUGUUAUAUUGAAGGGCUCUGCUCAAGAUCUCAUCUUGUUGAUCAUCCUGCACGAGCAUUUUGUUCUUUUCCCCGUUCUGGGAUGAUUGAAAUCCUCAAACUUGUAUAUGUAUAUAUAUAUAAUGUGUCUUAUUUCUGGUUAGAUCAUAUUUAGUUAUUAUGCUCAAAUCUAUUGCAGAAAUGAAGGGUUCUGCCCAAGAUCUUAUCUUGUCGAAGCAUUCUGUUCUUUUUUCCUUUUCUGGGAUGAAUUCCUUAAACUUGUACAUAUAAUGUGUCUUAUGUCUGGUUAGGCCAUACUUAUUAUGUUCAAAUCUAUUGUGGAAAUGACAUAUUGGAUUUGUAUUAGAUUUUGUAGGCCUUUCUGGUUUUGCCACAUUUGGAGUCCUGAAAAGUUGGAUUCAACACAUUCUUCAUAGAGGUUCUGAGCAAUCGUCCGCUUCUGAUUGAUAGAAUUUCUUUUGAGAAUCCUCUCUGCCCAGUCAUGGCAAGUAACGAAAAUCUCCCGCCUAAUGUUAUCAAGCAACUUGCCAAGGAACUGAAGAAUCUUGAUGAAUCUCCUCCAGAUGGCAUUAAAGUUGUGGUAAAUGAUGAGGAUUUCUCAACAAUAUAUGCCGAUAUCGAAGGCCCGGUUGGGACCCCGUAUGAGAACGGUGUUUUCCGUAUGAAGUUAUCCUUAUCACACGACUUUCCCCGUUCCCCGCCUAAAGGCUACUUCCUAACGAAGCUUUUUCAUCCUAACAUUGCGAACAAUGGAGAGAUCUGUGUUAAUACGCUGAAAAAGGAUUGGAACCCAAGUCUCGGAUUACGACAUGUACUCACCGCUGGGAAGAUGCUACUUGAAAACUAUGAUGAAUAUUCACGACAUGCUCGGCUUUACACCGGUAUCCACGCCAAACCGAAACCUAAGUUCAAGACAGGGGCUAUCUCCGAGUCUACGACAGCUCUAAACGUCGACCAGACCAAACCAGCAGUUGAUCAGAACGACGAGAUUCCGAAUGCUGCAAACCUGAUACAGUCUGCAACUUCAGACAUCAAGAGAGUGAUAACUAGCGGUCAGGACCGAGCGGUGGCUGAUACUGUCUGGGAAGCCAUGUCAGCACCCGCGAAUGUAGCCGGGAAAACGGUCAGGACGCAGAACAAGGAAGAGGGUCUGGCCAAGAAGGUUGAGUUGGAGAAGAAGAAGAAGGUAGAUGCUCGGAAGAGAAGCUUGAAGAGAUUGUGAAGUUAGCUAUGGCGGGCCAGUAAGUAUAGGUUCAACUCCUGAACUGUUGUCCUGAUUUCAUAAGAGCUUUGUUUUUUUUUUCUUUUAAUUCUCUUUAAUUCAGGGGAAUAAAGGUUUAAUCUUUUUUUUUUGCG
Messenger RNA from Tarenaya hassleriana, 2140 nucleotides. Its product is annotated as ubiquitin-conjugating enzyme E2 22-like. The coding region runs from base 1266 to 2006 and encodes 246 amino acids. The transcript is spliced from 6 exons. NCBI's taxonomy places the organism in Eukaryota, Viridiplantae, Streptophyta, Magnoliopsida, Brassicales, Cleomaceae. The record is from RefSeq and is a predicted model, not a curated record.